Cyclopterus lumpus (lumpfish) is the source of this 2845-nucleotide messenger RNA. It is a transcript of the gene poli, whose product is annotated as polymerase (DNA directed) iota. Lineage: Eukaryota; Metazoa; Chordata; Actinopteri; Perciformes; Cyclopteridae. The coding region runs from base 109 to 2226 and encodes 705 amino acids. Gene Ontology annotation, biological process: translesion synthesis. The record is from RefSeq and is a predicted model, not a curated record. Gene Ontology annotation, molecular function: damaged DNA binding; DNA-directed DNA polymerase activity. The transcript has 10 exons.
GAACUGGGACCCGCAGUCCAGGAGAGUACUUUCUCUCUGUUUGGUGCACUUUCCCUCCCGCAACAACAACAACAACACAUCUGGGAUAUUAAAAAAAACACUUCCAAAAUGGAUUACAGCGAGGGUGAGAUGGAAGAAGAUGAAACUGAGUGGAAUAACAGUUUCGUGGAUUCAGUCACCGCUGCUGCUUCUGAUCCAAGCCUCAAUAAGACAUCAGGACCAACACCUGCUCACAGAGUCAUUCUGCAUUUCGACCUGGACUGCUUCUAUGCUCAGGUGGAAAUGAUCAGAAACCCUGCACUGAGAGAGGUCCCUUUAGGUGUUCAGCAGAAAUACAUCGUCGUCACCUGCAACUACGUGGCAAGAGAUCAAGGUGUCACCAAGCUGAUGUCUGUGGCCGUCGCGAAGGAGAAAUGUCCUCAGCUGGUGCUGGUGAAAGGAGAAGACCUGACACGCUACAGAGAAAUGUCAUAUAAACUGACGGAGCUGCUGACGUCCUACUGUCCACUGGUAGAGAGACUUGGAUUUGAUGAAAACUUCAUGGACAUCACAAAGAUGGUAGAAAGAAGGCUAGCGGAGACACCGGAGUCGUACAACUUUUCAUUUCAAGGACACGUCUACAACCGUCUCAGUGCAGAUGUCAAAGCAAGUGAUCAUCCGAGGUUGGCUUUAGGUUCACACAUAGCAGCAGAGCUAAGAGACGCCAUCCACAGCAAGCUGGGUCUGACCGGCUGCGCUGGCGUCGCCACGAACAAGCUGCUGGCCAAACUGGUGUCGGGCGCCUUCAAACCCAAUCAGCAAACCAGCCUGCUGCCUGAGGACAUCGGCGACAUCAUGGGCAGCCUGAGCGGUGUCCGCAAAGUACCGGGGGUUGGUCACCAAACAGCGAAGCGACUUCAAGCCCUGGGAUUGGUCAGUGUGAAAGACCUUCAGCUCUUCCCAUUGGGCGACUUGGGGAAGGAGUUUGGAGGUCCCAGUGCCCAGCGCUUGAAGAAUCUGUCCCUCGGCGUUGAUGACUCGGCUGUCGUACCCACCGGGGCCCCUCAGUCUCUCAGUGACGAAGACUCCUUCAAGAAAAUGUCAACAACUAAAGACGUUUUGGAAAAGAUUCAAGAGCUCCUGAGCAGUCUGGUGGAGAGGAUGCACAAAGAUGGCAGGCCACCCCAAACCUUCCGGCUGACCAUCCGUAGAUACUCAGCGACCAACAAGUGGUUCGGUCGGGAGAGCCGACAGUGUCCGAUACCCAACCACGUGGGACAGAAGAUCACCUCCGACAGCGCUGAUGAUGCUGUGGUCCAGCUGGUCCCGUUGGCCAUGAAGCUCUUCCACAAGAUGGUGGACUGCAGCGCCGCCUUCCACCUCACCCUCAUCAACGUCUGCUUCAGCAACUUGCAGACCAGGGGAGCUGCCGUCGGCGGAAAGGGCUCCAUAACGUCUUUCUUCACACACAGCACGUCACAAAGCCAGGACGCUUCCUCAGAUCAUCAGUUGAGCGCACACGGCGUGAUGACUCAAUUCACCCCGCCUCAAAAGACAGUAGCCACAGAAAGCCCUCGUGGCUCUGGGGCAGAAUUAUAUGGGUUAAAUAGAAAACAGAGGCCUGCUGUUGCUGUAAAGAAACCUCCGCUUCAGAAAGAAUCCUGCAGUACAACGAGGUCACACCCAGAAAUCCCUCCUGGGACGCAUCGACUGCCCCCAAAUGUCGACCCCGAAGUGUUCCGGCUUCUCCCUGAGGAGCUCCAGAAGGAGCUGUUAUCACCUGCUGACACAAACUCACUCCCCGGUCUUCCAACGUGCUCACCUGCUGCCGUCAAUGUCCCCAACAUAACGACAAACAAGUCGCCGCAGUCGGUUAGCGACUCACGAAAUAUCAAAGACGUUGAAGGAGCCGUGGCGAAAUCGGACCCACCAGACUGGACGACUACCGUGAAUCGGAGGCCCGAGGGCUUGAGCGCGUUUCUGGGAGAAAACGUCACGGAAGAAGGGAGACCGUCGUUUCCUCGGCCUGCUGACUGCGAGUUCCCGGGAAAUGUGGACCCUACGGUGUUUUCUGAGCUUCCGCCAGACGUUCAGAGGGAGUUGAUGUCUGGAUGGAAGCAACAGAAGGCCGUCCUGAAGACGCCGUCAUCCAGGAAACCAGGGAGGAGAAGCCCGAUGAUCAAAGACAGAAAGGCUGCAGGAAAAGGCACUCAGGCAAACAAUCUGUUAAAGUACUUCAAACCCUGAGCUAAGGAACAUCCCUUUUGUUCUGUCUCGUUCUCAGGUGAUGUGUAUACAGGGAGUGAACAAAAUAAAAGAAACGCUUAACUGUACAGUAGCUCUGGAGCAAGACACAAGUUGGGGGCAACUACACAUAUAUUGAGGACCACGGGUACCGGGGAAAUUAUUUCUGAUGCAUCACUUACAAAUACGGCAACAUUAUGUACGACAACAUUGAGGGAGAAGUCUAAAAGAUCAUGCUGAAAAAAAGAAAAUUGCAUUGCAAAAAAAGAGGAAAAAAUCGUUAGAAUUAGAUUUACAUCAGCAUCAAUUAACACAAUUAGUUAAGUGAUCAAUGAUUUUGUUCAUUAUUGGGUUGUAACAAUAAUUCCAUUGCCCAUUUAACUUUGAGCUAAAAAUACUUUUAAAUAUAUCUCAGCAGUGGUUCAAUGCUUUAAGGUUUAGAAGUGUGCGUGAAGUCAAGAAUUAAUGUUUUCGUUCCAUAUUGAUCAAUAUCUCUGACAAUCCCGACAAAAGCAGAGAAAUGUUCGUAUUUGUGUUUCUCUUUUUUUUACGUCCACCCCUGUGAGUCAGCAGUAAUGUACCUGUUUUGAAAAUAAGAAAAUAUAUUGUUUAUAAAACUUAA